CUCUCCUCGCUCUCCCCAUCAAACCCCCCAGCCCAAUCCUCCUCCACAAUGGCAAAAAAAGCCAAAUCCCGCACCAUAGCCGUGCGUCUCGUCUCCAUGGCCCUCACCGGCUACUACAAGACCCUAAUGCGCCCGCGUACCCAUCGGCCGUUGAGCAUGCUGAAGUAUGAUCCUGUUGUAAGGAAGAAGGUGUUGUUUCUUGAGCAGAAGCGCGGUGGGAGAUAA
Lachnellula hyalina is the source of this 225-nucleotide messenger RNA. RefSeq names its product 39S ribosomal protein, mitochondrial (gene Mrpl33). Gene Ontology annotation, molecular function: structural constituent of ribosome. The annotation marks the transcript as partial. The transcript is spliced from 3 exons. Lineage: Eukaryota; Fungi; Ascomycota; Leotiomycetes; Helotiales; Lachnaceae. The record is from RefSeq and is a predicted model, not a curated record. Gene Ontology annotation, cellular component: ribosome; mitochondrion. Gene Ontology annotation, biological process: translation.